UAUAAAAGGGGCAUCCUUCCCACUCAUCAGACAAGUGCUCUCCUCGUUCUUACACACUCUUUAAACACGGCGAAGCUCUUUUUUCACGAUGACUGUAGGACUGUGUGUGUGUGUUGUGCUGGCGGUCCUGUGUUCAAGCUGUUUGGGACUCCCCUUCUCCUCCCAGCCCUUAGAGGAGGGCCAGCGCUUCAUCUCUGCUCCCUCUGAAGCCGUCCUUGAGGCUGACACCCACAGCUUGGGGGAGCCCCACCUUCGACACAGCCGCUCCAACCCCCAGCUGAAAACGCUCCCUGCCAACGACGAACACGCAGAUUCCCGCGCAAACCUCAGCGAGCUGCUCGCAAGACUCAUCUCCUCCAGGAAAGGAUCUGUGCGCAGGAACUCGAUGGUCAACAACAGAAGUGGCGGACUGACCAGCAGCCAUCGGAUAGCAGACAGGGACUACUUGGGGUGGAUGGAUUUUGGACGACGCAGCGCUGAAGAGUACGAGUACUCCUCGUAAGGAGGACUCUGGUUCUCUUGCAGCAAAACAUAAAAUAAUAAAAUAACAACUUGCAAGCUUAAAGAGUUUCAUUAAAGAGUCUAUUUAUGAUGUAUUUGUUGUAUAUUUGUUUGUAAAACUGUAAUAAUGCAAUAUUCAUUUGUAUGCCAAAUUUUACAGAAAACACUCCCACUGUAUGUUUCUCAUUUGUUCUUCUGCUUUCUUUAUGAUUUGGGGUGAAAACAUUUUUGAUCUGUUGAGACCUGGACUAAAUAAAGAUUUCAAAAAAUGA
Molecule: messenger RNA, 773 nt
Organism: Austrofundulus limnaeus
Lineage: Eukaryota; Metazoa; Chordata; Actinopteri; Cyprinodontiformes; Rivulidae
Gene: cckb
Product: cholecystokinin b
Exons: 4
Coding region: 89-502 (137 amino acids)
Biological process (GO): digestion
Cellular component (GO): extracellular region; axon
Molecular function (GO): neuropeptide hormone activity
Source: RefSeq, a predicted model, not a curated record